Cajanus cajan (pigeon pea) is the source of this 2338-nucleotide messenger RNA. Its product is annotated as alkaline/neutral invertase A, mitochondrial. Gene Ontology annotation, molecular function: sucrose alpha-glucosidase activity; endo-alpha-N-acetylgalactosaminidase activity. The record is from RefSeq and is a predicted model, not a curated record. Gene Ontology annotation, cellular component: mitochondrion. Gene Ontology annotation, biological process: sucrose catabolic process. Lineage: Eukaryota; Viridiplantae; Streptophyta; Magnoliopsida; Fabales; Fabaceae.
GUAAUAAUAAUUCACGGAAAAAGUAUGAAAGAUUUAUGUGUUCCCGCCGGCAGCAGCACCGCCAUGAAUCCCCACCACAUGGCAUAGCCACUCAACCUAAUUCUUAAUACCUUUUUCCUUUGCGUGUUUGAUAUGAUAUACUAACAUUUCAUCUCUUUCCUCACUUCCAUUUCUUUCUAACGAUGAACACAAUUGCCCUUAUUCGCAACCGCGCCAUCAAAUCCGCUCGCAGGAUUCUCCUUGCUUCCCCAAAUUCACCAUUUUUUGCCUUCCCACCUGCAAAACCUCGUUUCAAUCAUCACCACCCUUUUCAAAUUCAUCGCACAAAGGGUAAUGUUUUUGGCUUACCCUCUUCCAAUUUUGUCCCUGUAUCAUUGCCUUGCAGUUUAAGCACAACGAAUAGGGACGUCUUCACCUUCAAGGUUCGAAAUUUCUCAACCACUGUUGAGACCCGUGUCAAUGACAACAACUUUGAGAGGAUUUACGUUCAGGGUGGCAUCAAUAAUGUGAAGCCAUUGGUGGUGGGAAGUGAUGACAAGGAUGAUGAGAAAAAUUUAGGUGGUGAUGUGCAUGUGACCAAAGGGGAGGACUCAGAGGUGGAAAAACAAGCAUGGAAGUUGUUGCAGGGAGCUGUUGUGAGCUAUUGUGGCAACCCUGUGGGGACUGUGGCUGCAAAUGAUCCUGGUGACAAGCUACCCUUGAAUUAUGAUCAGGUCUUUAUUAGGGAUUUUGUCCCUUCAGCACUUGCUUUCUUGCUCAGGGGAGAACAUGAGAUUGUUAAGAACUUUCUUCUUCACACCUUGCAGUUGCAGAGUUGGGAGAAAACAGUGGACUGCUACAGUCCAGGCCAGGGCUUGAUGCCUGCAAGUUUCAAAGUUAGAACUGUGGCUCUUGAUGAAGAUAAUCAUGAAGAAGUUUUAGAUCCUGAUUUUGGGGAAUCAGCUAUUGGUCGUGUUGCACCUGUAGAUUCAGGAUUGUGGUGGAUCAUCCUCUUGCGGGCUUAUGGGAAGCUCACUGGUGAUUGCAGCUUGCACGAAAGGGUGGAUGUUCAAACAGGAUUAAGAAUGAUCCUUAAGUUGUGUUUAACAGAUGGUUUUGAUAUGUUUCCUUCUUUGCUAGUCACCGAUGGGUCUUGCAUGAUAGAUAGGCGGAUGGGAAUUCAUGGCCACCCCCUUGAGAUCCAAGCAUUAUUUUACUCCGCUCUUCGCUGCUCACGUGAGAUGCUUGUUGCAACUGAUGGAAGUGGAACCGAUAAUCUAAUUAGGGCCAUUAACAACAGACUCAGUGCGCUGUCAUUCCACAUUAGAGAAUAUUAUUGGGUGGAUAUGAGAAAGAUCAAUGAAAUAUACAGGUAUAAAACUGAAGAGUACUCCACUGAUGCCAUCAACAAAUUCAACAUCUAUCCAGAACAAAUUCCAUUGUGGUUAAUGGAUUGGAUUCCAGAAGAAGGUGGAUAUCUGAUUGGCAAUUUGCAGCCAGCUCACAUGGACUUCAGGUUUUUCACCCUUGGAAAUCUUUGGUCUAUCGUCUCAUCAUUGGGCACCCCAAGACAGAACCAGGCUAUUUUAAAUUUGAUAGAAGCAAAAUGGGAUGAUCUUGUGGGCCAUAUGCCUCUAAAGAUAUGUUAUCCUGCCUUUGAUAAUGAAGAGUGGCGCAUAAUUACUGGCUGCGACCCAAAGAAUACCCCUUGGUCAUAUCACAAUGGUGGAUCUUGGCCAACCCUUCUGUGGCAGUUCACGCUGGCAUGCAUCAAAAUGGGGCGAAUUGAACUUGCUCAGAAAGCCGUUGCUUUGGCUGAGAAAAGACUGCCAGUUGAUUCUUGGCCGGAAUACUAUGAUACGCGUACUGGAAAAUUUAUUGGAAAACAAUCGCGGCUAUAUCAAACAUGGACUAUAGCUGGUUUCCUUACGUCCAAGAUGCUUUUGAAGAAUCCUGAGAUGGCAUCCAUGUUAUUCUGGGAGGAAGACUAUGAGCUUCUUGACAUAUGUGUUUGUGGACUUAGCAAGAGGGGCAGGAAAAGGUGUUCUCGUGGUGCUGCAAGGUCUCAAAUUCUUGUAUGAUGAAUACAUAGUGUAGUGUACAUUCAUAGAGUUCAGGAGAUCAUAUGUUUAUAUAAUGCGUUUGGUAGGUUAUAGGAAAAGUUAAAUUGGAAAAUUAACAUGUUCUCCAUUGUUGUAAAUUAUGGUAAAGAAGGCUUUCCUUUGUUCUGGGAGGCCUAUUCUCACACUUUUUUUUUACUUUUUUUAACAAUGACGGGAUAGAGGUUUAGAAGUAUGACCUCUUGUGUGUAUACCCACAAAUAUUCACAUUGAUUUAUCUCAUUAUACAGUUGCGACUU